Rhopalosiphum maidis (corn leaf aphid) is the source of this 2451-nucleotide messenger RNA. RefSeq names its product probable G-protein coupled receptor 158 (gene smog). Lineage: Eukaryota; Metazoa; Arthropoda; Insecta; Hemiptera; Aphididae. Gene Ontology annotation, molecular function: G protein-coupled receptor activity. Gene Ontology annotation, cellular component: membrane. The record is from RefSeq and is a predicted model, not a curated record. Bases 185 to 1507 code for a protein of 440 amino acids. The transcript is spliced from 12 exons. Gene Ontology annotation, biological process: G protein-coupled receptor signaling pathway.
UCUCGCGGUUGACCAUCCACAGGCGACGUCGUUACUGUCGUCGUCGUCGUCGUCGUCCGCCGCCGCCGCCGCCGCCACCAACUGCCGCCACCGCCGCCACCGCCGCCGCCGUUGCUGCGAUAGUCGCGGGACCCCAACUGUGGCACGCUCAUACCUAUUAUUUCGUUUCUAUUAUUUAAAUAAAAUGAAGAUUCAAAAAUCGGAUGCCAUGAUUCGAACAAGUUUACUGACAGUUCAAAUGAUAAUCAUCGCUCUCAACUUAGUCCUGAUUGUGGUAGUGAUCAACAAGAGAAAAUGCAAGACGAUUUCAUUGAGUAUGUGGACGUUAUUGGUAACUAUGAUAAUUGGUUCCAUAAUAUUGGAUAUGGAAGUUCUCGUCCAGUACUUUACACCAACAUUACCAUUAUGCCUUUUAGCUCCAUGGUUCCGAGAAUUGGGAUUCGUGAUAUUCUACGGCGCAAUCGAUCUGAAACUGUAUAGGAUUUUGAUGCAGUUUCGUACUAGAAAAGCGCACUGUUGGACAAUAACUGACAAAGAUCUGCUGAAAUAUUUAUCGUUUGGUGUUAUUGUGGUAAUUAUUUACCUCACGGCCUGGACUGCAGUUAGUCUUAACUUCUUUAAUGAAGGAUGGAUUCUCUUGACGCAUAUUAAAACCGAUGAUGGUUUUUUAUACACUAUGUGUAAACCUCAGUGGUGGAAUCACGUUACGGAAUUCGGUGAAAUAAUGAUUUUAACUGUGGGUUUAUACUAUGGAAAUUCGGCACGUAAUGCUCGCGUGCAGUUUGAAGAGCGGCGUUUUCUUUUUUACGCAAUUACAGCAGAAUUAACUUUUAGUUCUAUUUAUAAUACUAUUCGUACAGUCUAUCCAAUACCAUUCCACCAGGAUGUGACAUUCAUAGCCGCCUUUUCGCGCAGCCUGUUGACUAAUACUCUUGCUUUGAUAAUCAUAUUUGCACCAAAGAUAUGGUAUCAAAAAAAAGUGAACGCCGAACUCAGGCAUUCAGCCAUAAAUCAAGAACUUUCAGAAUCAUUAAAAGCUGAUAUGGCAGAUAAAGACUUCAGAGAAAUGAACAUAUCAGAAAUGACUUCAGAUGAAAUAAGGGAAGAACUCAGUCGUGUUUAUGUACAAAUGGGAAUAUUACGGGAUAAAACUGUAUGUAAGAAAAACCCUCAUAUAUCUAAACGAAAAGGUGGAAAGAAAUUGCCACAUAGACGAUUUUCAUUACAGAAGAAAGGAAGCAGAGACAAGUCAUCAAUUAAAAUUCGAAAAAAAAAUAAAGAACUAGAUUCAUCAGAAAUAAGUGAAACGAAUGAGACAAAUGAAAUAUCCAAAUCCCCGGAAGACUCAGUAGUUAGCAAUGAAGACGCUCCUGCUGUCGGGAAUGGUAUUUGUAGUUGCCAUUCAACGACGGGGAUACACCAGACUACUUGUAACGAAUUUAAUGACGGUAAUGAUAACAGCUAUGGCGAAGGACCAUCGUGUUCAAAAUUCAACGCGUCGACUUGAUGGCUUUGGCUUAGAAAUACUGUAAUGUCCAUAAAAAAGUUAGUAAGAGUUGAAUUUUAUGUUACUAUGGGUGACCAACGGCAGUUUUAGAGAUGUGUUAGUACCUAUUUUAAAUGAAAUAGAUAAAACAAAUUCCUACACUAAUUACUGAUGCACUUUUGCUAAAUAAUUUAAUUCUGAUUGGGAUGAAAAACCACUAAAAAGAAAAAUCACGCUUUUUGGUACUAUUUAAAUCAAACUAGUGUUAAAAAUCGUGAUAAAGAAAUUGCUUAUUAAAAAGACGUCUUACUUGCAUUUGUUUGAUUACAAGUUAGGUUAGGUUAGCAAUAUUCUAACAUAAUAAAUUUAAGCUUAGCAGAUUACGAUUAUCAUCACUUUUAUUAUCAAAUCCAAAGGUAGCAACAUGGUUUGUGGUUUGUUGUAAGUGAUUUUUUCGAUAGGUACUAUAAUUUUAAAGAAAUUUGUUAGGUUGUAAAAUAUUUAAGUUCUCAAACCUAGCUUUAAAAUAAAAAUAUUGAAGAAUUGCUACAACAAACAAUUGAUAAUAUUAUUACUUUUAGGUUUGACAUUAGAUUGAUAAACGGUAAUAUUAGAAACAAUGCAGCUUAUUUCUUAACAUAAACAGUUGAAUAUAAUCUUGUCAUAUACCGUACUUGUUAGACGGACAUAAUAAAUACAGCCGAGACGUCUUCAUAAGAAUAAAAUUAUUUUAUAAAGAAUAUGAGUGAUAAAAUUACAUAACAUCGAUUAUUCAAGUCAAAAGUUUUAGUAAGAAAUUAAUUUAAGUAAAUAAAAUAAAAGCUAAAGCGUUUGUUGAAAAAUUAACUAAAUGUUUUAGUGAAUUUGCAUCCUGAAUUUAGCGCGAUAUAUUAAGCGUUACAGAAGUAAUGCUAAUUUUAAAUACCAUUUAUGAAUAUUAAAAAUAAACAAUUUUUAUAUAAUUA